AUGGCGGAAGUCUUCCCUUCAGAGGAGAAGACGGAGCCGUUUACUACCGAGGAGCUCCAACAGAGACUUCAAGGAAGCAUACAAGUCGAUAGCAUUGAAGAGGAACAUCAUGAUACUAUUCCGCUAGAUGCUCUAGUCAUCGAAGAAGACCAUCAUAAGCAAGGCAUCCGUAUUCUCGUCCGACCACUGACGCGAAAUCGUUCAGUGAGUCCGGGAAACGAUAAUGUCCAAUGGUUAGCUUUGCGCGCCGAGGUAGCGGACCCUUCGCAGCCUAGAUCUAAAGUGUUGGCGGUGACUCAGACUUCCAAAGAUAUCAACUUCUCCAUUAGAAUACCACAAGGCGACGAUGAGAAUAGGCCGCCAAUAUGGUGCGAGCUGUACUAUGAUCCGGCUAGCGAUAGUUUGAUAUUGGUGAACAAGUCAGAAAUGCCUAUUGUUCUCACCAGGGUAUCCCAACCAGAGUCUACUAGCGAUGUAAACUACGGCCAGGAGAUCUUACCAAAAACUACCAAGGAAGUGUCGCCAGGUACUUGGCGAAUCAGCAUCUACGCCAUUCCCGUCCUAGAUUUUAGGAUCUUGGAGAAGCGACCCGCCAAGUUGGUGAUCCCUCGCGAUAGUGCCGAUUCGUCCAUAAUCUCCAGUUCGGACGUCGCAAACUCCUCUGUUAAGCGGUCCUUCUCCGAUGCCAGCAGUGAUGAGCCAGUCAGUCCCGUCGCCGAAAAGCGAGCUCGUAAGACAGAUGGUCAAGAAAAAGACGGCGUCAUCAUCUUCAUGGGUCCUAAGGAUAAGGAACUUGUUUUCCCAUUUCCUAACCCAGCCAAGACGAAGGAGGUCGCCAUUCCCAAUGGUCAUCAUGCGCUAUUAGAAGUCGAGAAGGAUGAGACUGCCGACAUACCUGGUGGUUGUGAGCUAGAUCAAUACCAGCUAACAAAGCGCGAUCAGAUCGCUAUGACAGGCGCUUCAUCAGUCUUUACGGCCGAGCACUCCAACGUACCUGACGGUGUCAUCACGGUCAAAGUACUGAAAACGCGAAACCCCAACGCUUCAGAUACUCGACCGCAAGAGACUCACCACAAUGUAAUCCGUCAAGCCGACAUUUGGCUACGAGAAUACCAGAGCCAAGAAGAUCUACAGCAUGAAUCGAUUGUCCGUCUGUAUGGCGGUGAUGCGCGCUACUUAUCGCUAUAUAUGGAGCAUGUUGACGGCAAGGAUUUAGCGGCUCGCGGUGUAUGGCGUGAUACCACCGACUUAUUUGUGGGUGAUCGUUACGACGCCGUGCGUAUCCUACGUGACAUCGCCGGUGCCCUAAAUUACGUCCAUCAGAAACGCAAAAUCCACAACGACAUCAAACCAGCCAAUAUCCUAUACUCGCGCGAACGUGGCGCCGUCCUUUGCGACUUUGGUCUGUCAACACGAAGCACCGACCCAGCCACCAAUGGCGGUACUCCCUAUUAUGUGCCGCCCGAGUUCAUCGGGCAGAAGUUACGCGGCCCGGCUUCCGACGUUUGGGCUCUCGGCGUUACUAUGUUAUACGUUAUUCGCAAGAUUCCAUUCCCUGAUGCUCGAGGUCGUCAAGGUCAUCCCAAGCAAUUAUACUGGAUGAUUGCAGAUUUGAACCGAAAGCCAGGCCCGUCCCAUCAUCACGGCCAUCACACAAACAACAGAGCCACGUCAGCUGUCACCCAAAUGCAGCAAUGGCUUAGUGAAGUCAACGAAGCCAAGGGACGACUCAAUAAACUUGAUCGCAUCGAAUACCUCAUCCUACAGAUGCUAACACCUAACCCGAACCAACGUAUAACGAUGGCUAAAGUGAUGAUGGAAUUGAAAGACGUCCCGAAUAAGUGA
Molecule: messenger RNA, 1845 nt
Organism: Hypoxylon trugodes
Lineage: Eukaryota; Fungi; Ascomycota; Sordariomycetes; Xylariales; Hypoxylaceae
Product: kinase-like protein
Exons: 1
Coding region: 1-1845 (614 amino acids)
Biological process (GO): protein phosphorylation; mitotic DNA damage checkpoint signaling
Cellular component (GO): nucleus; cytoplasm
Molecular function (GO): protein serine/threonine kinase activity; ATP binding
Source: RefSeq, a predicted model, not a curated record